Messenger RNA from Juglans regia (Persian walnut), 2390 nucleotides. RefSeq names its product dolichyl-diphosphooligosaccharide--protein glycosyltransferase subunit 2-like. Lineage: Eukaryota; Viridiplantae; Streptophyta; Magnoliopsida; Fagales; Juglandaceae. Gene Ontology annotation, cellular component: membrane; oligosaccharyltransferase complex. The record is from RefSeq and is a predicted model, not a curated record. Gene Ontology annotation, biological process: protein N-linked glycosylation. Bases 132 to 2210 code for a protein of 692 amino acids. The transcript has 20 exons.
UAUAGUUUCGGAAAUUCAAGAAACUCGACGUCCCCCACUCGUAUUUUCCUUCUUUCCACCUUCCGUCAUCGCGUGGAGACUCUUCACACAGACAGCACUCUCGGCUCGCCCUCUACUCCGAAAUCUUCGGAAUGGCCAAAAACCUCGGGGGAUUUCUGUUGCUGGUUUUGGCGAUUUCGAUCUGCGAGGCUGCGUCGAUCUUUCAACCAAUCUCAGAUUCCCACCGAUCUGCAGCCUUGGAGCUCUUCACGCCCGCUGAUGAGUCUUUCGGAAGCUUAGAAGAGGCCUAUGAGGCCUUAAGAACGUUUGAGAUUCUUGGAAUCCAAGGAAAGCCUGACAUAAGCACCAGUUCUUGCCAAUCUGUUUCUGAAACUCUCGUGUCAUCAUCUUCGACUACAAAUGGUUUAUUCCACGCUCUAAAAGUUAACCGCAUAUUGAAGUGUAAGAUUGAUGAGGAAAUCUUCCAGGGCAUCGCUUCAAGACUUAAAGCUGUUGUCAAUGAUGGAAAUUCAUUGCUUGACUUCUACUACUCAAUAGGAAGCUUGGUACUUGUCAAGGAUCAAACUUCUGGAGUUGAUGUACUUCUUGGUGAUGCUAAUGGAAUAUUCCGUUCCAUUAAGGCUUUGAGUCAGAGUGAUGGAAGGUGGCGCUUCAGUUCAAAUAAUCCGGAGUCUAGUACCUAUGCAGCUGGAUUAGCCCUUGAAGCACUUGCGGGAGUUGUGUCGUUAGCAUCUUCUGACAUUGACCACUCAUUGAUUGUUACAUUAAAGAAUGAUAUAGUGAAGCUCUUUGACAGUCUUGAGAAAUAUGAUGAUGGAUCCGUUUAUUUUGAUGAGAAACUUGUUGAUGCACAUGAGCAUCAAGGUCCUCUUUCAACUACCUCCUCAGUUGUCCGAGGGUUGACAGCAUUUGCAUCUGUGAUUUCAGGAAGUAUAAAUCUUCCAGGCGACAAAAUAUUGGGUUUGGCCAAAUUCUUCCUUGGAAUAGGAAUUCCUGGCAAUUCCAAGGACUUCUUUAACCAAAUAGACUCGUUAGCUUGCCUGGAAAGUAAUAGGGUUUACGUCCCACUGAUUUUAUCACUUCCAGCUACAGUACUUUCAUUGACCAAGAAAGACCAACUGAAGGUCAAAGUAAAUACUGUGCUUGGAUCAAGUGCGCCUCCUCUGGCAGUGAAGCUCGUGCGAGCAUUCAUUUCUGGUUCAAAGGAUUCUUCUGUAAUUAAGACCCAGGAACUCAAGUUUGACCCAGAAAAUGCAGUACAUUUCUUAGAUGUUUUGCCCAAGAGUAUUGAUGUUGGAACUUACGUAUUUGUUUUUGAGAUUGUUCUUCAUGAUUCUGUGGACAAAGAAGUUUACACGACCGGUGGACAAACUCAAGUACCAAUAUUUGUUACUGGAAUUAUCAAAAUUGACAAUGCUGAAAUUGCAGUGCUUGAUAGUGAUCUUGGCAGCAUAGAAACCCAGACGAAGCUUGAUCUGGCCAGGGAAAAUGCUGCAUUAUUAUCUGCAAAUCACCUCCAAAAACUAAGACUAUCCUUUCAAUUGACCACUCCUCGUGGGAAGUUCUUUAAGCCACAUCAGGCAUUUCUCAAGUUGAGACAUGAGACCAAAGUUGAACACAUCUUUGUGGUGGGAAACUCUGGCAAACAGUUUGAGAUAAUUCUAGAUUUUCUUGGACUGGUUGAGAAGUUUUUCUAUCUCUCUGGCAGAUAUGACAUCCAGUUAACUGUUGGUGAUGCUAUCAUGGAGAACUCUGUUUUACGGGCUGUUGGCCAUGUCGAACUUGAUCUACCCGAAGCACCUGAGAAGGCACCCCAACCUCCUGCACCUCAUGUUGAUCCUUACUCACGAUAUGGGCCCAAAGCAGAGAUAACCCACAUCUUCAGGACUCCAGAAAAGCGUCCACCCAGGGAACUCUCUCUAGCUUUUUUGGGUCUUACCCUCUUGCCAUUUGUUGGAUUUUUGAUUGGGCUAUUACACUUCGGGGUGAAUCUGAAAAACUUUCCCACUUCAGCAGUACCUGCCACGUUUGCCAUCCUUUUCCAUAUUGGCAUUGCAGCAGUUCUUUUGUUAUAUGUGCUUUUCUGGUUGAAGUUGGAUCUAUUUACAACAUUGAAGACUCUUGGCUUCUUGGGAGCUUUCUUGAUGUUUGUGGGACAUAGAAUCCUUUCCCAUCUAGCCUCUACAUCGGCCAAAUUGAAAUCUGCCUGAAAGAGAUUUUUUUUUUUUUUUUUUUUUUUCUCCCCUCGGGAGAUCAAACGAGAAUGAGGAAUUUUACAAGAAACAGUGGAUGGGUCUUCAAAUCCAAUUUUGUAGGACCUUUUUCUGGCAAAUUAUGUUUUAUGUGUGCCUUGAAUUUUAGUUUACGUGAUAAUGACAUUCUUGCCAACA